GUUCUUCUAUUUUUUUAUAAUUAAAGAUAAUAAUAGUUUUCUAAAAAAAUAAAUAAAACUCAAAUUCAUUGGUUUUUUAUAUAUAUCAAUCAGUCUAAUAAUUAAUAAUCAUUAUUAUUUAAAUUAAAAAUAAUAUAAAAGUAAUAAUAGCAGUUAACAACAACAACAGUAAUAAUGGAAUCAUCAAUUAUGAAUAGAAAUAUAACAUUACAGUCACUUCAAGAGCAAGUUGAAACUUUAGAAAAAAGAAACCAAUUUUUAGAAAAAGAAUUAGAACAUUACAAAAAUGAAGUGCAAUCAACAAGAAAAAUCUUAACUGAAAGAGAGAAUUUACUCCUUCAACUUCAAUGGGACGAAAACGAUGCUGAAAUCGAUGCAGAUGCUCAAAAGAAAAAGAGAUCAAAAGAAAGAGUUGCCAAUGAAGAAAGACAACAAAUCCAAAGAUUAAGAUCACAAAUGAAGAUUAUGGAAACAGCAUUAGAGGAAAGAGAUACAAAUAUUCACAAGCUUCAUAAAGAGUUAAGCGACUCUAAACUUAACCACCAAUAUACCAUUGAGGCCAUCACCGCCGGUAGAGAAGCACCACAAAGAAGCAAAACAAGUUGGGGUUUCCGUUCAUCUCCAUCAUCAUCACCAAUGGUCUUCAAACCAUCCUACUCUGCAUCACCAAUCGGCAGUGAAAAACACUUUACCAAUGCUGCUCCAUCGCCUGUUAAUUCACCAGCUUUAGGAUCUCCAAACUUUGCCUCAUCAUCCACCUCUGGUUCACCAUCUAUGAUGGAAUUUGACUAUAAUGGCCACCCAAAAAAGUUGGGAAAAAAGGGAAGUAUUUUCAACUUUAGAAAAUCAAAAUCAAAAUCACCAAUUAUUCAAGAUAAUAGCUGGGCCACUCAAUCUGCUCAUUAAUAAUAGAAUAGAAUAAUAACAGUACUUUCCUUAUAAAAAAAACAAUCCAAAAAAAAAUAUCAAUGUAAAAAUUUCUUUUAAUCUUUAAAGAUCCAAAAAGAGUUCUAUCAUUAAAAGUAUAUUACUAUUAUGUUUUUGUAAUCUUUAAAAAAAAAAGUAUAAAUAAAAAACCUUUUUUG
Molecule: messenger RNA, 1085 nt
Organism: Dictyostelium purpureum
Lineage: Eukaryota; Evosea; Eumycetozoa; Dictyosteliales; Dictyosteliaceae
Exons: 2
Coding region: 175-906 (243 amino acids)
Source: RefSeq, a predicted model, not a curated record